Paramecium tetraurelia is the source of this 3471-nucleotide messenger RNA. RefSeq lists its product as uncharacterized. The transcript has 4 exons. NCBI's taxonomy places the organism in Eukaryota, Ciliophora, Oligohymenophorea, Peniculida, Parameciidae. The record is from RefSeq and is a predicted model, not a curated record.
AUGUUCCACUUAUUAUGUUUGUUGAUAAAGAUUACGAAUGGAUUUCCAACUACAGAUCUUAUGGAAGGCACCGGUACUUUAAAUGUAAAUUGGUAAAAACAAGAUUCUAGUCCAUUUACCUCAUAAUUUUCUUGCGACAUUGGAGUAUUGAUGGGGCCUUUUAUGGGAUAGGUCGACAGAAACAUUAAAAAAACAUUUACAAAUCUCUAGCCUCAUUAUUCAUUAUAAGUUUCUUUAGAUAUUUUAUACAGAGAAUAUUGGUCAGGAAUUUCGAAUUUUGUAAACAUUAUAAUAGAUUCGUAAAUAAUUUAUACUGAUUCCUCAAUAACUACUUCCAAUUUCAAUACCCCGAAUGAUUAUUGUAAGACAAAUGCAUUUUUAAUAUUUUUGUAUAAUUAACAAUUAACUACAUUAAGGAAGAGCAUAAGUCAUUCAAAUGCUAAUCUGUAAUUGGAGAUUAAAUCUAGUUUCCAAUGCAGCCUAUUAUCAUUAUAUACAGUAUGUGAGAAAUUAUUAGUUAAAAAUGUUGUCCUCUCUCCUUAGUUAUGUCAUUUUACUUGUUUAACAUGCACUGGCCCAAACAACAAUGAUUGCUUAACAUGUCCUAACGGCACAACAUAAAAUGGAAAGUGUCUUUGUUAAAUUGGAUAUUCUGCCUACAAUUAUUAAUGUGUUUAAACUUGCCCCUAAUAUUAUAAAACUCAGAAUUAAGAAUGUUAAUUAAAUUGCUCUUUAAAUUGUUAAAAUUGUGUAGGGUAAAAAUGCAAUACUUGUGAAAGUGGAUAUAUUCUACAUAUGGGUUAAUGUGUUACUGCAUGUCCUAAAAGUAGCACUCUACAAAGUAGUGUUUGUGUAGACUAUUCAGAGCAAUCAGCAUUUGGAUCUCAAUAUAUCGGAAAGUAUUUUGAUAGUUUAGAUAUUGAUCUAUUAAGUUAAAUUAACGCAUUUACUUUCACAUUUAAUCCUGCAUUCUCAAAAUUAACAGGAUAGAUAUUCUCAACUUACAAUAACUAAUAUUUAUUAGGAGGCUAUGGUGUUUGGAGUAAUGGAUAAUUUACUACUGAAUUUAAUGGGCUUCCUGCACACAAUAAAAUAAGAAUAUAUUUAACAGCUUGGUUUAUUGAUAAUUGGACAAAUCAACAAUUUAUGAUAAAAUUAGAUGGCAACACAAUUUAUUAAGUGUCUUAUUAACCAGCCAAGGCAAUUAAUAAUCUAUUUUAUUUAGGCGCUAAGGAUUAUAUUGAAAACAUUAAUCUUAGUGUUGAUCAUACAUCAAAUUCAGCUUAAUUAACAUUUUAAGCUACAUUGUCUGUUUCUUCAUUUUAAGCCAGUUUAGCUCUAAGUAACAUCUAUAUUUUGAUUGAUUAUUGUGACAAUAAUUGCGAUGUCUGUUCAAAUACUUAAUGCACUACAUGUAAGAGUCCGUAUUAAUUAAUUCAUAACAAAUGUGGACUUUGUGAUUCUUCUAAUUUUAGAAAUAAUGAUUGUUCCUGCUAAACAGGUUAUUAUGAUGACAAUGUCGAUUAACAAUGUUAAAAGUGCAAACAAGAAUGUGAAACAUGUCUUGAUGCGACUAGUUGUACUCAAUGUAAACUAGGUUCUAACUUAAUAAUAUUGCCUAAUUGCAUGAAUUGUAAUACUGGUUUUUAUUAUCAAAAUGGAAUAUGCUCUAAAUGCGAUCCAAAAUGUAUCGCUUGUUUUGGAAGUAGUAAAUCUGAAUGUUUAUCAUGCUCGACAGGUUAAAUUUUGAAUACCAAUAAUGAAUGCCAAACAUGUUUGUCGAAUUAAUUUAUUUAAAAUAAUACUUGUUAAGAUUGUUAAUACAAUUGCUAAACUUGUAGUGAUACAUAACAAUGCUUGACUUGUACAGAUGCUAGGAUAAAUGCUCCUUUUUGUGUUUGUUAAAUAGGUUACUACGAAAACAUUCAUAAGUCUUGUUAACCAUGUAACUUUCGAUGUUCUACUUGUGAAACCUCUAGAGAUAAUUGUUUAACUUGUUCAGGAAAUAGAUAAAAUCCCCCCUUAUGUAAUUGCCUUAAUGACUCUGGUUCGAAUGAUAGUUCUAUUUGGUGCACAGAUUGUGAUGUUGUUAAUUUAGAUGUGAAAAUGAAUUAUAAUUCCAAAAAAUUGAUUAUCAAUUUUGGAAAGAAAAUUAAACGAAUGUCGCCUGAUUGUUCCGCAUUUUUUGAAUAAUCAACCCUUUAAAAUUUAGGAAUGAAUCCUAGUUGCUUUGUUAAUUCUUAAUAAAUUCAGGUGCUCUUGGGUUCAAAUGCAACAAUUUAUUUUGGAUCAUCCAUCAAUUUUAAGAAGAAUAUCAUUAAAUUUGAAGAUUGCCAAAAUACCUUAUCUUAAUUUUUGAAUAAUAUCUUAACUAGUAACUCAGAUAUAGAGGCUCCUAUAAUAGUAUUUUCUAAAAACUCAGUUCUGUUGUCAGCUUGUGCUCAUACUCCAGAUGUAAUCUAUUAAAUCAAAACAUAAAAUUUUGGGAAUAAUCAAAUAACUUUUAUUGAUUGGAGGUUGGUUAGAGUCACUAAACAAGAUCCUAAAAUUAUUGAAUUUCUUGAUAAAUUAAAAAGUUAGUUUAAGAAUCAAAAUCAAAAUCAACAUAUCUUCUUUGAAUUUACAAAUGACUUAUUAGAAAUGGAAAAUGAUAUUUUAUUAGAAUUAGAAUACUAAAAUUUCUUAGGAAUUUAAGGAAGUAGUUUUAUCACAAUAAAAUAAUUGUCAACAAAGCUAAUUUUGAAUGUUUAAACCCAAAGAAACGAAUAUUUGACUUCUUAAUUUAUUUAAAUCUCUAUAUAAGUCUCUCAUUGCUCCGAUGUUCUUUCAAAUGACACCAAAUUUAAUAUAUCAACCAUGAUUGGCACUCUUAAAAAGGAAGUUGAAAUUGUAGUUGGAGACUAUUAUAACUAUACGAUAGAACCGUAUCUAUUGAAUACUGGUCUCUAUUAGUUAAAUAUCCAAGUGAGUAAUUAAGAAACUAUAGAUUUAGAAUAGAAUUUUUAGAUUUACAUUUCAAGUGAAUAACCUGAGUUAGAACUAGCGACUUAAUCAAACUUCUUAGGCUAUUCGUAAUAAUUAAACAUAUUUGGAAAAAUGCUGAAUGCAGCAUAGCAAAAUCAAGUAUUUAAUUGGGAUUGUUUUGAUCUUACUUCAAAUUCUGAAUGUUUAACCUAAAAUCAAAGCCUACUGAUUCUACCUGAUUCUUCAACUCUGACAAUCUAGCCUAAUACUUUGAUUCCUUUUUCUAUUUAUUUGUUCGUAGCUCGCUAUCAAGAUUUACAAUAAUAGAUUACAAUAACUGUUGUUGAAUCCAGUGUCCAAAAAUACAAUAUGAAUCAUAUCCAGAUAUUAAUGAUGGAUACAUAAACUACUAUGAUUAACUACUUUUUAAAUUUAAAUAUCUUGAAAUAGUCCAAAAUCCUGAUAUGUUAUUAUAUACUGCCAUAUUGGCAAAUUCAGACUUAUUGA